Porites lobata is the source of this 1605-nucleotide messenger RNA. The record is from the annotation of a GenBank genome assembly. Lineage: Eukaryota; Metazoa; Cnidaria; Anthozoa; Scleractinia; Poritidae.
AUGCAAUUUGCAAAGUACAAAGACAACCUUAAGCAAACUUGGAAACUUAUUGGUACUCUUGUUAAAAGGAAAACCAAAGGGCAAACUUUCCCCACGAGAAUCACUCACAACAACAGGACUUUUACACAAGAAAAGGACAUUGCCGAAUUAUUCAGUAACUUCUUUGUAAACAUUGGGCCAACUUUAGCAAGGAAAAUCAAAACUGAUCAUACAGACCCUUUGCAAUAUAUAGAAUCCACGCCAUCAAACAGUUUUUACCUUGCUCCAGUAACCCAAACACAAGUAUUUACAUUAUUUGCUAGGCUAAAAGAAAACAGAGCAUCCCUUAUUGUUCCUAACAAGCUUAUUAAACUUGCAACUGAACACCUCUCUGCACCCUUUACUGAAAUAUAUAAUGAAUCAAUAUUAUCAGGGGAGUUUCCUGAAAUCUUUAAGAUAUCAAAAGUAACCCCAAUAUUUAAAAGUGGUAGUCUAUCCGAGUUAGGAAAUUACAGGCCAAUAGCAGUUAUUUCUCCCUUUAGUAAAGUACUGGAAAGACUAGUAUAUGACCAACUUGUGUCCUAUCUGGAAAAAGAAUGUCUACUAUUUAACUUCCAAUUUGGCUUUCGAAAGGGAUAUUCCACUGAAUAUGCCAUUCUAGAAGCUGUGGAAAAAUUAAAGUCAGCAGUUGAUGAUAGUGUGGGAUCCGAGGGCUCCCCCAUGCAUGGUUCUCAAGCUAUAUAACUAAUCGUAAGCAAUAUGCCAAAGUUGGUAACACAGAAUCUAGUCUGAAAACCAUCACAUGUGGUGUACCCAAAGGCUCCACACUAGGUCCACUGUUGUUUCUAUUGUAUAUUAACGACUUGCCCAAGUCUUCAAAGAAAUUAACUUUUAGGAUUUUUGCAGAUGAUACAAAUAUGUUUUAUUCUUCAAAAGACCCAGAACAAUUACAAUCAGUGAUCAAUGAAGAACCUGGAAAGGUCUUAAAAUUCUUUGCAGCAAAUAUGCUGUCCAUUAACUUUAAGAAGACUAAUUACAUGAUAAUUUCUUCACCUAAGAAGAAAACAAAUAUCAGAAUAACAGCUUGUAAUAUAGAGCAAAAGUCCCAGAUUAAAUGUUUGGGUGUCUUUAUCGAUGAACAUCUAAAAUGGGAUGCUCAGCUCCAGCACAUUAACAACAAAAUAACAAAAAACAUUGGAAUUUUAUUUAAACUUGGGCAUUAUGUGCCUAUGAGUACACUCAAACAACUGUACUAUACUCUCAUAUAUCCGUAUCUAACGUAUGGAUUAAUGAGCUGCAUGGGGUACCGCAUAGCAAACUAAGUUAAAUAAAAUCAAAGUAAUUCAAAAUAACUGUAUUCGCUGCAUCUUCUUUGCAAAUAAAAGAGAAAGUCCCACACCGUACUUUACACUAUUAAAAAUCUUAAAAUUAGAGAAUAUCUUUAAAUUAAAAAUUGGCGCUCUUGUGCAUAAAAUUCAAAAAAAGGAUACACCUCCUGCCCUGUAUGACUUAGUUCAACCGGCUUCAGCUGUCCAUAAUUAUAAUACUAGGUAUGCCACUAAUCAAAACCUGUGUAGACCGUUUUCCAGAACUAAUUAUGGCCUAGCAAGGUUUGGUGUAGUGGCA